UCAAAUUUAAAAAUACAAUAUUUUUUACAAUAUUUUUAUUGUUUAAUUUUUUAAUUAAUUUAAACACCCACCCACCCGAUUAUUUAUGUGCAGUUUAAGCUAUUUCCAGAAACAUUUCAAAAUCGAACGUACGUCUAACAUCUAAACGAUCUGGCUAAAUCAAAAAAAUUAGAAGAAAACAACCUGGAUAAAUUAAUAUCAAUUUUCUAAUUGAGAGAUAAAAAAACAAUGGUUGGCACUACUACAAACUUGGAGGCAUUUAUGCACCUGGUCAAUGGUCAAAUUGGUAGCGGCAUUUUAUCCAUGCCCAAAGCGUUUGAUGAUGGCGGUUUAAUAGUAGCGGCUAUAUGUACACCAGUUAUCGGUAUCAUAACUACCUAUUGUGUUCAUCUAUUGGUCAAUGUUAGCGAACAUGUAUGCGAACAAUUGGAAAUACCUAUACCCGAUUAUGAACAGCUAGCUGAAUAUACUCUGGCAAUUGGAUGGUCACCGGUAAAAAAGUGGUCGCACCUGGCUAAGAUAGUUACCUCACUGUUCAUAACAUUGAGCCAAGUGGGUGCCUGUGCCGUAUACUAUCUGUUUAUUGCUGAAAAUCUAAAAGCUUUUUUCGACAAUCUAGCUAAUGAUACCUCCAACAACAACAACAAUAACACUGGAUUUACCAUGUCACUAGACAUGUACUUGCUCAUAUUGUUGCCAGUAAUAGCAUUGCUACAGUUUAUCAAAAAUGUACGCAUACUAGCCAUACCAUCGACACUGGCCAAUUUGCUACAGGUGCUCGGUUUGGGUAUUAUAUUCUACAAUAUUGUCCAAUUUGAUCCAACAACCAUUGGUACCAGAAAACAGGUCGGUUCCAAAUUUCCACUCUAUUUUGUGACAACUAUAUUCAAUUUUGAAGGCAUAUCUAUUGGUAUGCCACUUUACAAAACAAUGGCCAACCCUAAAGCAUUUGCCCGACCCAUCACCGGCAUUGUGGACAUAACUAACAUAAUAAUUGUAUCAUUGAAUUUGUUUCUCGGUUUGUUUGGUUAUCUAAAAUAUGGUAGUGAUGUAGGAGCCAGUGUCACAUUUUCAAUGCCAAAUGAACCAGUAUACAAUAGUGUACAGGUUAUGUAUGGUUUUGCCGUUUUGAUGACAUACCCGAUUACAAUGUAUGUCCCAAUUGAGAUGCUUUGGCCCAAAAUAAAUCAGCGAUUUAUUGAAAAUAAAAUAUCAACUGGUACAAUUAAUUUUAUGGAAUAUAUAUUUCGAGCAGCUUGCGUCCUAUUGACAUAUGCUAUGGCAUUAUUAAUACCUCACCUUGAUAUAAUAUUAUCAUUAGUUGGUGCACUCACAAGCAGUUCAAUUCAAAUUUUGAUACCAGCUAUAUUGCAUACAAUAUGUUUUUGGCCAUUAUGCAAAAGUUCAAAAUCACGUGUAUUGCUAUUUACUAAAAAUUUAUGUAUUGUUGCUAUUGGUUUUGCAGCGUUCAUAUUGGGCACUUACUAUAGCAUUGUUGAUUUAAUUGCAGCCAUAUAA
Messenger RNA from Oppia nitens, 1518 nucleotides. RefSeq names its product proton-coupled amino acid transporter 1-like. Bases 229 to 1518 code for a protein of 429 amino acids. Gene Ontology annotation, molecular function: amino acid transmembrane transporter activity. The record is from RefSeq and is a predicted model, not a curated record. NCBI's taxonomy places the organism in Eukaryota, Metazoa, Arthropoda, Arachnida, Sarcoptiformes, Oppiidae. The transcript has 9 exons. Gene Ontology annotation, cellular component: vacuolar membrane. Gene Ontology annotation, biological process: amino acid transmembrane transport.